UAAUGAUUUUAUGAGGUUGGAAAGGAAGGACCGCAUAGCACGCACGACACACUAUCCUGUUCUUUUGCCCUUUUCCUUCACUUUACUCUUUGCAUCUAAUUCUCUCUUUUUUACGUACAUGAAAUUAAUAAAGGAACUUUCGCGAGAGACCCAACACAAAAGCAAUCAAAUCAUAGAUUGAUUUGGCAACCCCAAUUCCCUUUUUUGAUAUUUUUGAAUUGAAGCAAUGGGUUUGGGCGCUUAGUGUAUUUUUGGACGCACGAAGAUGAUUCCUUGGGGUGGCCUCAGUUGCUGUUUGAGUGCCGCUGCUCUUUACCUUCUCGGCAGAAGCAGUGGCAGGGAUGCUGAAAUUCUUAAAUCCGUUACAAGGGUCAACCAGUUGAAGGAACUAGCUCAACUAUUAGAUGCAGAAAUAUUACCCUUGAUUGUUACAAUUUCUGGAAGAGUUAGCUCUGAAACCCCAAUUAACUGCGAGUUCAGUGGUUUAAGAGGUGUAAUAGUUGAAGAAACAGCAGAGCAACAUUUUCUUAAACACAAUGAUGCUGGUUCCUGGAUACAAGAUUCUGCUUUGAUGCUAUCAAUGAGUAAAGAGGUUCCUUGGUAUCUGGAUGAUGGGACUGAUCGUGUGCAUGUGGUUGGAGCUCGGGGUGCUGCUGGUUUUGCAUUACCUGUUGGAAGUGAGGCAUUUGAAGAGUCGGGUCGCUCACUUGUACGUGGAACUUUGGAUUAUCUGCAAGGUCUCAAGAUGCUUGGAGUCAAGAGAAUUGAACGGGUACUUCCAGUUGGAACUUCCUUGACUGUUGUUGGUGAGGCUGCUAAAGAUGAUGUUGGGGCUUUUCGAAUUCAGCGACCCCACAAAGGGCCAUUUUAUGUGUGGGCAUAUGUGCUGCUGUACAACUUGUUCUUCACACUUGACCAAUUGUCCUCUAUGCCGGCGACAGAUAGAGAAGGUUGUGAAGACUUUCCGUCAUUGAGUGUUGAGCAUACAUGGCAUACAUGGUAGUCUAACUAAAAAACAGUCAUAUGGAAUGAGGAAUUGUGCUCAAGAAUCCAGGAGCAACAAAUUGGUCAAUUAGAUAUUUUUUGCAUGCUUUGUCUGUGAGCAAUUCUAAAACCAACGGCCUUUACAGAUAUAUCAAGAUGGCAAUCCUUUUGGCAUCAAAACCUGUAAAUAUUUGUUAUCAGAACAAGUUAUGUUGCUUCAAUCUGUAGCGAAAUUGUAUAUUCUUAUAGGAUGUAUUCUACUUUUUGUUGACUGUUUCUCUUCUGAUAUACUCGUACCCUGUGGAUUUCUUUUUAGACUUGUAAGUGAAAACACUUUGUUAAUCGUACCAGGAGCUUAUUGUGUACUCGA
This is a messenger RNA of Glycine soja, 1354 nucleotides long. RefSeq names its product E3 ubiquitin-protein ligase SP1-like. Bases 266 to 1003 code for a protein of 245 amino acids. The transcript is spliced from 8 exons. Gene Ontology annotation, biological process: organelle organization; protein ubiquitination. Gene Ontology annotation, molecular function: ubiquitin-protein transferase activity. NCBI's taxonomy places the organism in Eukaryota, Viridiplantae, Streptophyta, Magnoliopsida, Fabales, Fabaceae. The record is from RefSeq and is a predicted model, not a curated record.